UCUGCCUCUGCGCCUGUGUUGCUUUGACUUUCUCCUCUGCUCAUGUCACCCCACUCCUCGACUGGCUGUGUAUACACGCUCCUGCUUUUCCUGACCCGCAGAUGCGAUCAUUAGCAAUGGAUCCUGAACUCCAGAAAUGGGUCGAGAGAACUGCCGUGCGUUUAGAAGACAAAGAGAGCUUCACUGUGUAUCAACUUCAGCCGGAAAUGAAGCACGAAGAUAAGAAGAACAAGGUGCGAGUGUUCGCCGUUGGGCCUAAGAAGGACCGAGAAGUGAAGGCGAUGCUCUUGCUGGGGGAGACUGGGAGUGGCAAAACCUUAUUCUGCAACGCUUUCCUCAACAGGGUCUUUGGUGUUGCAAGAGAAGACAGAAUUAGACUCAAGUUGAAGGACCAGAUGGACCAAGCCAGUAAGGAUCAGAUAUACAGUCAGACGGAAUAUAUAUCAGUUUACUUGAUCUAUCACCAAAAUGGGAUGCCGUAUGAGUACAAUUAUAUGGUUAUUGAUACACCGGGAUUCGGUGACACAGGAGGUCAGGACAUAGAUAAAGUUAAUGACAGUUGUCUCCGGUUUUAUUUGUCAGACGAAACUUGGAUCAAACAUCUUAACACGGUCGCCAAGCGGUGA
Molecule: messenger RNA, 626 nt
Organism: Penaeus monodon (black tiger shrimp)
Lineage: Eukaryota; Metazoa; Arthropoda; Malacostraca; Decapoda; Penaeidae
Exons: 3
Coding region: 102-626 (174 amino acids)
Source: RefSeq, a predicted model, not a curated record